GAGCUGAGGGCUGCAAGGAGGACACGCAAGUGGCGGGAGAAGCGGCCACAGCGGGGAAGGCCGGGGACACGGAGAAGGCAGGAGGGUCGGCGGGGAGGACGCCGCUCCAAGGUGAGGGCGAGGAGGGCAGAGGCCCCUCGGCUGUCGGGGAAGCUAAGCCAGAAGGCGGUGAGCAAUUCAGUGCGGGUGGCAAGUGCUCCUCAGAGACUGUGGUGUCCAGAAAAGACAAGAAAAGGAGGAAGGGCAACGCAGCGGGGGCAGGAGCUCCAGAAGCAAAGGAACUGAGCGGAGGGGAUGGAGCGCGGGGGAGAGAGGCCGCGAGGCCUGGCCGCGGUGCGCCCAGGAAGGACGUGCGGCAGCGGCAGGAGGGACGUCGGUGUGGCCCGGAGACGGGCAGAGGCGCAGAGGAGCUGGUCGGUGCGACAUCCGGAGGAAAAGUCGGGAAAAGGAACCGCGAGGCCAGCGAGGGGCCGGAGACGGAGGGAGAAGGCACGUGGAAAUGGUGGGAAGAGGAGAGGAGCCCCCGCGGCGUGAGGUGGACGCAGCUGGAGCACAGAGGCCCGUGCUUCGCGCCCCCGUACGAGCCCCUUCCGGAUGGAGUCCGCUUCUACUACGACGGAAAGCCCAUGAAGUUGAGCUUAGCAGCCGAGGAGGUUGCCACGUUUUACGGGAAAAUGUUGGAGCACGAGUACACAACCAAAGAAGUUUUCCGGCACAACUUCUUCCGUGACUGGCGGAAGGAAAUGACAGCAGCCGAGAGGAAGGUCAUCAAGCGCCUGAGCAAGUGCGACUUCACGGAGAUCCACAGACACUUCGUGGACAGGGCCGCGGCCCGGAGGGCCCUGUCCCGGGAGGAGAAGCAGAGGCUCAAAGAAGAGGCGGAGAAGCUUCAGCAGGAGUUUGGCUACUGUAUCUUGGACGGGCACCGAGAGAAGAUAGGCAAUUUCAAGACGGAGCCGCCCGGCUUGUUCCGGGGCCGCGGCGACCACCCCAAGAUGGGGAUGCUGAAGCGGAGGGUCCUGCCGGAGGACGUGACCAUCAACUGCGGCAGGGACUCAAAAGUACCAGAGCCCCCGGCAGGCCACCAGUGGAAGGAGGUGCGGUCGGACCGCACGGUCACAUGGCUGGCGUCGUGGACGGAGAAUGUGCAGAAUGCCACCAAGUAUGUCAUGCUGAACCCCAGCUCGAAGCUCAAGGGGGAGAGAGACUGGGAAAAGUACGAAGUGGCUCGGCGCUUGAAAGGCGUGGUGGACGAGAUCCGUUCUCGGUACCGGGCCGACUGGAAGUCUCGGGAAAUGAAGGCGAGACAGCGCGCUGUAGCCCUUUAUUUCAUCGACAAGCUGGCGCUGCGAGCCGGGAACGAGAAGGAGGAGGGCGAGUCGGCCGACACCGUGGGCUGCUGCUCCCUCCGCGUGGAGCACGUCCAGCUGCACCCAGAGGCCGACGGCCGCCCCUAUGUCGUGGAGUUCGACUUCCUGGGGAAGGACUCGAUCCGCUACUACAACAAAGUGCCGGUGGAGAAGCCCGUGUACAGGAACCUGCAGCUGUUCAUGGAGAACAAAGACCCGGGGGAGGAGCUCUUUGACCGACUGACUACCGCCAGCCUGAACAAGCACCUGCAGGACCUGAUGGACGGGCUGACGGCCAAGGUCUUCCGGACCUACAACGCCAGCAUCACCCUGCAGGGCCAGCUGCGAGCACUCACCAGAGGUGCGUGUCCCCUGGUCUGGGACAGGGCACCUGCGUGUGGUAGGAUGCCUUGUGGCCAGUGUCUAGGGCAGCGUGGAGGUGGCCUCGCCUGGUCCAGGUGUGGGCUGAGCAGGAAGGGUCAGGGGUGCGUGUGUCUCAGCUGGAAGGGCCCAGGGCCCCAGGCCGAGCCUUCCCUGCAGGGUCCCCUGCUCCUGGCUCUGGCCUCCCCAGGGCCGCCCCACCGCUCCUGCCCCGCAGGCAGUCGGAUCUCGUCUGCAGUGCCUGCCCAGCUCUGCAUGUUGCCUUCGUGUGCGGGAACCUUCUUCCUGCCGCCUUCUGACCCCGUCGUCCAAGCUCCCCCAUCCUCUGGGUCCCCGGUGGGGGCUUCUGGCCACGGCCUGAUGCCCUCAUGGGGGUCUGGGGAGGUCCCAGCUCUGCCCCUGCUGUGGGCCCCGUGGACCGGGUCCCUCUCGCUGGGGCCCGCCCCCGGGUCCUCACUUGGUGCAGCAGUGACUGCUGAGCUGCGGUGGCUGCUGUCCAGCCGACCCUGUCUUUCAGCUGAAGACAGCAUCGCCGCUAAGCUGCUCUCUUACAACCGCGCGAACCGGGCCGUCGCCGUCCUCUGUAACCAUCAGCGGGCACCUCCCAAGACCUUCGAGAAGUCAAUGCAGGCUCUCCGGUCGAAGAUUGAGGCAAAGAAGCAGCAGGUGGCCGAGGCCAAGGCAGAGCUGGAGAAGGCGAGGGCCGGCCACGCAUCCAGAGCGGACGGCAGCUUCCUGGAGAAGAGGCGGCAGCGGCUGGAGAAGCUGGAGGAGCAGCUGGCGCGGCUGGGCACACAGGCCACAGACAAGGAGGAGGGCAAGCAGGUGGCCCUGGGCACGUCCAAGCUCAACUACCUGGACCCCCGGAUCAGCAUCGCCUGGUGCAGGAGGUUUGGGGUGCCCGUCGAGAAGAUCUACAACAAGACGCAGAGGGAGAAGUUUGCCUGGGCGCUCGACAUGGCAGGCGAGGACUUCGAGUUCUGAUCGGGCCUCCCUGGGCCUCAUCGGAUGUAUUUGGCAGCUUUUGCACUAUUAAAGCACAUCGGGGGAUUUUGCACAAUGAAA
Molecule: messenger RNA, 2795 nt
Organism: Phacochoerus africanus (Common warthog)
Lineage: Eukaryota; Metazoa; Chordata; Mammalia; Artiodactyla; Suidae
Gene: TOP1MT
Product: DNA topoisomerase I mitochondrial
Exons: 13
Coding region: 627-2714 (695 amino acids)
Biological process (GO): DNA replication; DNA topological change; chromosome segregation
Cellular component (GO): chromosome; nucleolus
Molecular function (GO): DNA binding; DNA topoisomerase type I (single strand cut, ATP-independent) activity
Source: RefSeq, a predicted model, not a curated record